AUGGAGAACACGGAAAGAGCUGAACUCUGCUUUCCACAGCUGAACACCUCCUGCAAGACCCCCACACAUCCUCACACUGAAGCCAUGCUGAUUUAUGUUCUGCUUUCCUCUAUUUCUCUGAUCACUGUGGCUCUUAACCUGCUGGUCAUCAUCUCCAUCUCCCACUUCAGGCAGCUCCACACCCCCACCAACCUCCUCCUCCUCUCUCUGGCUGCCUCAGACCUCCUUGUGGGCCUCCUGCUGAUGCCGGUUGAAAUCAUCUACAUAGAGGCCUGCUGGUACCUUGGUGACAUUCUGUGCACUCUGUAUUAUGUUGUAGACUACAUCAUUACCUCUGCCUCGGUAGCGAACAUGGUACUCAUAUCAAUUGACCGCUACAUAGCUAUUUGUGACCCUCUGCAUUACCCCACCAAAGUCACUAAGAGAGGAGCACAAAUGUGUGUUUGUUUGUGUUGGGUUUUCUCUGUUUUCUUUAGGAUUGUCCUUUUACAUGAUCACCUGGAACAGCCAGGCAGGUCUAACUCCUGUCUCGGAGAGUGUGUGGUUGUGAUCAAUUACGUUGCAGGAGUUAUUGACCUUGUUUUCACCUUCAUCCUACCCAUUGCUGUAAUCAUAGUUCUGUAUAUGAGAGUAUUUGUGGUGGCUGUGUCUCAGGCUCGUGUGUUGCAGUCUCACGUUGCAGCUGCACAACGUUCAGGGACAGUAACUGUGAGGAAAGUAGAGAUGAAAGCAGCCAGGACUCUGGGUAUUGUUAUAGUUGUGUUUUUGUUCUGUUUCUGCCCAUACUACUACCCUGCUCUGGCAGGUGAAGACACGUCAAUUGAUGCUUCGUCUGCGGCCUUUGAGAUCUGGCUGGCGCAUUUUAACUCCUGUUUGAACCCUGUAAUUUAUGCCUUCUUCUAUCCCUGGUUCAGAAAAUCUAUUAGACUCAUCAUGACACUAAAGAUACUGAAGCCUGGCUCCCGUGAUGCUAAAAUACUGUAG
Molecule: messenger RNA, 984 nt
Organism: Morone saxatilis (striped sea-bass)
Lineage: Eukaryota; Metazoa; Chordata; Actinopteri; Moronidae
Product: trace amine-associated receptor 13c-like
Exons: 2
Coding region: 1-984 (327 amino acids)
Biological process (GO): G protein-coupled receptor signaling pathway
Cellular component (GO): membrane
Molecular function (GO): trace-amine receptor activity
Source: RefSeq, a predicted model, not a curated record